Molecule: messenger RNA, 5725 nt
Organism: Labeo rohita (rohu)
Lineage: Eukaryota; Metazoa; Chordata; Actinopteri; Cypriniformes; Cyprinidae
Gene: tent5d
Exons: 2
Coding region: 308-3376 (1022 amino acids)
Biological process (GO): mRNA stabilization
Molecular function (GO): RNA binding; poly(A) RNA polymerase activity
Source: RefSeq, a predicted model, not a curated record
GCCAUUGUUGUGACUCGCACUACGUGGACUACCUCAAAACUCUGACGCCAGGUCGCCAUGGAAACUGCUUUAAGCUCCGGGCUCUGAGAGAGCAGAAGGUGUGGGAUAUUUAAGAGUUUCAGAACCACGAUCUGCCUGAACAGCGAUCGGCUCCUGCAGCACUUCCCAGCUUUGGAAUUCAGCCUAAUGAACCCUAAACGAUUGACCCAGCGACCAAAUCACUGUCGGAUUAACCCUGGAGAUCAGCACUGACGCGCCGCCACUCUAACGUUUCUGCUCAUCCAGCGAUAUUGCGAACAUAAUAGAGAUGGAAGAUGACCGCCGGUUUCACAAACUGACACAAGAACAGGUGGAGACUUUAGACCAAGUUCUUACAGAGGUCAUUCCCAUUCAUGGUAGGGGUAAUUUCCCAACCCUUGAAAUCAAGCCUAAAGACAUAAUCCAUGUGGUUAGAGACAGACUGAUUUUGAAGAAAAUCAAGGUGAGAGAUGUUCGUCUUAAUGGCUCUACAGCCAGUCAUGUGCUGGUCAAAGAGAAUGGCACCAGCUACAAAGACUUGGAUAUCAUCUUUGGUGUGGAGCUUCCCAAACCAGAGGACUUCCAGAUUAUCAAGGAGGUGGUUUUGGGCUGUCUGCUGGACUUUCUACCUAAAGGUGUCAACAAAGAUAAGAUUACAGCUCUCACCAUGAAAGAGGCAUAUGUACAAAAAAUGGUCAAAGUGUUCACUGAGCAUGACCGUUGGAGCCUUAUCUCCCUCUCAAACAAUAGCGGUAAGAACGUGGAGCUCAAGUUUGUCAACUCUCUACGACGCCAGUUUGAAUUCAGUGUGGAUUCCUUUCAGAUCAUCCUGGACAGUAUGCUACAAUCUUAUUUGGAUGCUGAAAGGAGGAAGAUUUUGGAAGGGCAAGAGGGCCGGGACUCUUCUUUAGCUUCGAGUCAAGGAAUUCAGACAGCCCUAAUGAAUGAACCAUUCCUCAGCUCGUGUGACACAGGGCAUCACCAAGAAAGUGACACUGACAUGUCCUGCAAAGCCGAUGACAUUCAGACUUUCUGUGACUCUCAGUGUUAUUGUAAAAUGAGUCAGAAAGAGCAGUCUAAAUAUUCAGAUCAAGAACCACCUCUUGAAACAGACAAUGAUGCUGAAACAGAGAUGGUUCAAACUACAGCUACGCCUAUGGAACAAGUAUCAGAGCACUCUGUAAUGGUGCAUGUGGAGGAAAAGAAUGAACUUAAUGAAAAUGUGUCUUUGCCAACGGAGACGCUGCUCGAAGUAAAUGCAAAUGAAACAGGUGUUGACUCAGGGGAGGGAAAUGAACUAGUUGGGGUAAAAACUAUAUCUGUUAAGGAAACAAGUCCUACCGUUAAAACAUAUAUUAAUGAAGCAGAUUCUGACAAAACAGAAUACAUGUUAAGCAUAGAGCCAGUUAAAUCGCAACCAUGGCUUGAAAUGGUACAUGCAGACUUUUCUUGUCUUUCAACAACAGGGACCUUUGGUGAGCGAUGCACAUUCCAACCUGCUCCUAUUACAUUUCUUUCACAAUCAGCACUAGAAUCAUAUGCGGAGUAUCCUUUACCACCCCCUGCCAAGAAAAACAGCCAAAAUUCACAAAUGGUUGUUCUCAAGCAUUCCUCACCCAAACCUCCUCGGAAAAUGUCCAAAAAGACAACCCUUGUACCGUGUUCACCAGAAAAAUCAGCGUCAGAUAAUUCAGAUGUUAACACUUGUCAGGUUUUGCAUCCACCUAAAGCUUACCCAAAAGAAUCAUUACCUAUGCAGGUUAAAUUGUCAGGUCUUACCACAAAAAGCUUUGAAUUAUCCAGUGCCUCAGAAAAUGACUCUAAAGAGUCUAAAGAACUAGCCAAUCGUACCGGAGCGUUUACUGUUGCUGCGCCAGAGAAUGGUAUGCAUUCAGAAGAGACAUUGUACACGAGUCUGUCACCAGAGGAAAGCCUUCAAAGUCAAGUGCAAACUUCAGAACCAGAAACUGGUGAAGCUACUCACGUCACUAUUCUAAUUCCUACGCCCAAUCCCAGUAAUCUCCCCAAAGAUCAAAACAGGAUAAACCAGCCUUUUAAUGAAAGUGUUCAGACAGCACCGUGUCAGGCAACGGUACCUCUUAUUAAUGUGAAUUCUGAGCCUUUACUUCAGGCAAAUGACAGUCAUGACCUCAACUCAGCCUCUCCCAAAAAGAAAGAUACCGAGCCUUGUGCUCAAGUGGAUGAUGCCACAUCGCCAAAAUAUCUUACUGAACCCUCAGAAUCAGUCACUAUGGCAACAAAUUGUGCCUCUCAAAUGUUAAAACCACUGUCUGCAGACCUUACUAUUGACUCACACAUGGUAGGGACUAAUUCUGCAGGCUCCGAACAUGUUAUAUCACCUCAAGUUCACAACUACCCCGUGUCCACUCUGCAGACUCAGGAACUUCUUGUGCCAAGUCCACCGACUGAUGAAGCCCCAGAACUAUUACCCCUUGUCUCUUUACCAGAAGUUCAAAGCCUCACAGAACCUUACCUAGAACCUUCCAUAUCCUCGACAGCAAAUCUAGAAUCUCCCACAGUCUCAGAGCCUAUUUUAGAACCAUCAGUUAUGUCUCUGGACGUCAUAGACCCCUCUGAAGUAUUCUCUGAAGUUACAGAACCAUCCGAAUCACUUUCACAAGGUUUGCAACCUUCUUCGGUAUCUAUGUCACAUGUCACAUUAGAAACGUCCAUGUCAUCGGUAAGUGAGGAGGUGGUUUGUAAGAUAUCAGGCCCAUCAGCCUUAGACAUUAACGAGCCCAUACGCGCUUCAAAAGAGCUGCCUUGUGUUAUAGUGUUGGCUGAGAGCAUGUAUGGUGACUUUGAGCAGGCUAUGGACCACCUGCGUUACAGGCUAAUAGCAACACGUAACCCUGAGGAGAUCAGGGGUGGAGGCCUGCUCAAGUACAGUAAUCUGCUUGUCCGGGACUUCAAACCUGCCUGCGAAACAGAAAUUAAGACGCUUGAGCGCUACAUGUGUUCACGUUUUUUUAUCGACUUCCCUGAUGUGAAUGAGCAGCAGCGCAAGAUCGAAUCAUACCUGCGCAACCACUUUAUCGGAGAGGAGAAAAGUAAAUACGAUUACUUGAUGACCCUUCGGAGAGUGGUCAACGAGAGUACUGUGUGCUUGAUGGGGCAUGAGCGGCGUCAGACUCUCAAUAUGAUUACCAUUCUAGCACUUAAAGUCCUGGGUGAGCAAAACAUCAUUCCCAAUGCCAAUAAUGUUACCUGCUAUUACCAGCCUGCACCAUACAUGACAGACCACAACUUCAGCAACUAUUACAUUUCAAAUGGCCAGUCCCCACUUAUAUACCACCCCUACCCGCUACACAUACACAUGCAGUCUGGAUUAGUUUAGGUAUAGUACGUAACAUAGAUGAGAAAAUGCACAGGGAAAUCUCUUAAUCUUGCAACCUAAAAUAUCAUCCACAUAUGAUUUACCCUUGAGCAUGUGUCCCAACACUUAACUGAAAAAAAAAAAAAAAAAAAAAAAAGGUAAUUACCUAGGUGUUGAAGUGUUGAGUGUAAGAUCUGGUUUGACUACAAACAUUGGAGCCAUUGCACUAGCAAUAUGAAGGUUAAAACAAAAAAUGUGUCACAUGCAUUUACUUGAAAAAGACAAUGGCAAGAAAAACAGUAUGACGGAAAAGAUGAUAUUUAUAUAUAUAGUAAAAUAAACUAUAAAAUUAAUUUUGACCUGCUCUUAAAAUAGACCUGUUCUUGUCUCAUCGGAGGUAGCUGAAAGUCCUGUUGUAACAAAGAAACAAACAAAACAUUAGAAGCUUAGAAACACUAUUUUCAAUAAUUUAAUGCUUUAUUGGCAUGACAAAGAAGUGCAAGAGAAAUAAUCAGCAUGCAGCCAAUGCUUUUUACAUAGUAAGAUACUUUUGUUGUCUGAAACAAUUAAACUGAUUGUUCCCGUCUUGUUCUAAGAAAGUUCAGUAAGGUCAGUGUUCCAUUCCUUUUUUCUGAUUUCUGUUUGAAUUAAGUAUUUUAUAUGUUGUGAUAUUUCUUGGUACAUCUACUGGGUGUCUGUAUUUUUAUUUAUAAUAUAUGCUUAUUAGUAGAUUAUGAAUGAUGAUUCCAGGGGUGUCCAGUCGUGCUCCUGGAGGGCCACUGUCCUGCAGCGUUUAGCUCCGACACACCUGCCUGGAAGUUUCUAGUGAUCCUGAAGAUGAUUAGGUGGUUCAGGCGUGUUGAAUCAGGACUAGAUUGCCUUCCAGGAGCAGGAUUGGAAAGCCUUGAUGUAUUCAAUAUUUUACAAAAAUCAUACGUCUUCAGAAUACAAAAAAAAAAAAAAAAAAAAAAAAAAAAAAACUCCAUUACUCAUCGUAUGAUUAAAUCCGAGAUUUCAGGAAAAACUGUCUGCAGUGAUCUACAAAUGUCUGUUUAACCAAAAUGUACAACAUGGAAUGUACUGAACUGAUAAAAACAAAUCUCAAAUUUGACAGGUUUCUACCAAACUUGAACAAAUACAAAAAAAGCAAACAAACCAACCAACUACAAAAGAAGAAAAAAAGGGCGUUUACUGGUGUCUUUUGUGUAUCUAUGGCGCACAAUGUUGAUUUUGUGUGGAGAGUAACAAGCAGUCUUCUUUAGUUUUCUUUUUCUUAUAUACUGUAAAUGUAGCCUCAAACAAUCCAUGUGAGGACAUUAGAUGAUGUUAUUUAAUAUUUCUUUGUAUUUAACAGAACCAUCAGUGGUGCUGAAGACUUAAAUACAUUUCCACCCUUUUUUUACAUCUUUGUGACAAAAAUGCAUAUAUUUUUCCAAGAACUUAUGUGUAGAACUGUAUUAUAGCGUACAUGAAAGAUUGCACCAGCCACACAUACAGUAUACACAGAUUCAACAUGAAAAGAAACUGUAAAGGUCAGGACCAAAUAUAUAAUAAUGUAUAUCGUUGGACAUCAAUAUGGCAUGAAUUGAAUCGAACUGAACUGUUGUCUUCGGUUGAGUGAUUAUUAUCGCAAAAUGUAUUGAAGUGAUUUGCCUAAAGUAAUACAUUUUUCAGAAGCAAGAGAAAAACACACACAACUUGUAUGACACGUUGGCUUCACUGAAAUUGUAUACAGAAAUUUUAUUUUUAGGUUAUCUUGAGAACAUAGCAAAAGUAUUAGCAAAUGUCUGACCUUGACCUUAAUAAAAUGCAAACGUUUAAUAGAUCUUACAGAGAUCUCAUCACUGGUAUAGUUAUUCAAUCUUGUGGAGUUCCUUUUUCCUGUGCAGACCUACAGUUUUGUAAAGUAUCGGCUUGAUUGUAUGAUGAUUUCUAGUCUAACAUUCUGUUUUCCUCUUAUGUAAUUGUCUACCUAUGAAAUGCAGCCAAAACCUGUAGUAACACUGUGGUUAGAAAUAGGUUUAGACUGAAAUUGUUUACCAAGAUGAUGUACACCCAUCAUGAAAUACUUAAAGCCGUUUAUAUGACCAAAAUUAUUUUUGCAGGAAAACAUCAGUGCCUCAAUGAGCAGGAGAAAGCUGUAAAGAAGGUGACAGAAAGGACAAUGCUCCUGCAAAUGCAGCAGUCACUUUUUAUUUUCAGGUGUACAUUUUCUCCUCUUCUCAUGCUAUUUGUGUUGAUGUCAGAUGUAGUUCUUUGCUGUGGCUAGUUUUGUUCAUUUAAUAAAAAGAACAGAAAAAGACAGACCCAUUUCAUUGCAAAUGAGUAUUGAUGUUCUGCUUAUGUUAAAUAAAAGAUUAUCAGUGUUGG